AUGAAUCGCCUGCUGGAUCUGCUCCGUCGAUUUGUCUUCGACAAUCAGAGGGCCGACCGGGCUAACACCUCGGAACGCGUGACGCGCACUCUGCAGUAUGCGAACGUCUAUCUCGGUCGCGCUGUCGCUCACCUGUCGGAAGACUCACCAACAUCAUGGAGGGAUUUCUGCGCCAACACCGAGGCAAUCGAGUACAGGUCGGUCGAAUGGCUGCUCGUGCUGCAGAAUCUCACACCCACACCCCAAUCUCAACCCGCUCCACUGCGCGCGCCUCCACAGGCCGGGCAACGACGGCGCGCGCAAAACAGCCGCCCCCAGGCUAUAACGGACAACAUCCGAGCCCUGGUGCCUCGUCGUUCAGACGGGCAACAGAGACCCGACGUAGCCGGCCGGGUCAUCCACGACCUAUCCUUCCCAGCGGGGGCGUCCGUCAACGAUCACACCGACGCCGAGUCAGUGCCCACCGCCGAGUACAAGCACUGCGCAGCCAUCGCUCGGGCGAUUCUUGCCCAGAAAGAACGCUUUCCCGGGUGCAGCAUCAAGAUUCUACUAGGGGAUGAUGUGGCAGCCGCCUUCCGAAACCUUGGCACGCACAACCAUUCAGCUCACCUCUUUGCCGGGACGAUCCCCGAAGACAACGCCCUCGUCAUCGACCUCUCGGCCUGUUUCGGCUGGACAGGAUCACCACGAUUCUACGGAGUCAUCGGCGAUGCGAUCGCCCACAUCCACGGCACAAUCUCAAAUUCGUAUUACCCAAACGGGUUUUUAAACAACCACUGGGUCGAUGACCACGUCUGCAUUGCUGCAGACGUCGGGUCAAACUGCACAGACGUGGAGCCGUCACUUCGAUCAGCCAUGACCCUCAUCCUGGGCCCGGCCGCAGUCAACGACGACAAAUUCACUCUCUGGGCAACAUCCCAGAAGUUCCUGGACCUAGUAUUCAACACCAGCGCUGGUACAAUUUCAUUUCCAGCUGACAAGAUCGUCAAAGCCCGCGCCCUCGUCACCGACGCCUACAAUUCGCGUGCUCUAGGCCGCAAGCAAUAUCGAUCUCUCCUAGGCUCCCUCCGUCACGUCGUGACUUGCGUCUGA
Molecule: messenger RNA, 1092 nt
Organism: Phytophthora sojae
Lineage: Eukaryota; Oomycota; Peronosporomycetes; Peronosporales; Peronosporaceae
Exons: 2
Coding region: 1-1092 (363 amino acids)
Source: RefSeq, a predicted model, not a curated record